CAACAACAAUCGAUGAACUGUCAUCCCUAGCAUAAGAAAAUUUUUGAAGUGUUUUUUCCUGCGCGUAAAAAUUAAUUUUCUCCCAAAAAUAUUUACUUUGCCGAGCUAUAAUUAUCUGUAAGGAAAUAUUCAAAGUGCAAAAAAGGUGUUGCUGGUAUCAUCGAGCGACGCAAGGAUAAAUUGGAGAGUCAAAAAGAAUAAAAACUUUCGGCACAAGAGUUUUCAGUGCUGCGCAUUGAAAAUUGGAAGUGUCAUAUAAGAGCCAUUAGGACAGCGUCGUAAAUUUGCAAACCAAGUUUCAACCCACAAACACAUAACGCACAAAAACCAAAAAUAAAACACAGUUCAACUGUUUAAUAUAAAGCAGAAAAAAGUGUCGGAAAGGAAAAGUGUCAUAUCAUCAUAUACAGCGAGUUCUCUAAUUGCAUCUAUAUACCUAUAUAUAUAAAUAAACGAUCACAAUGGUUCACACUGGCAUAUCUCUGAACGAUCGCUUCACUCAAAUGCAAUCGCAAGCUGUGAAGCAAUCGCGGCCUCAGCGCAGUCGUUCCCAGAGUCGUUCACGGCGCAUUGUGAAUCCAAAUGUGUCGGCCGCCAAUUCGCGCCUAUUACAGGAAUUCAAACGGAAGCAUACCGUGCAGACGGCCCUUAAGUUGAAGCGCAGAAGCCUGCGGAACUCAGCUGGCGGUGGCGGCGGUGAUAGCGGUGCCUCCCGCGGACCUCGCAUUGGCGGCGUUAAACCUGUGCGAUUAGGCCCAAAUGGCAGACCCAUGCGUUCCAAUAACGUGACACAUGUAGCAACGAUGCGUGCCGAUUUGGUGGCCAAUGCACGGCGUCGCAGCAAUAGCUCGAAUCGACCAUCACGCUCUUCUUCACAGGUCGGCGGUCUACGCCAGCGCUUGGGUCAACGGCGAUCUAAUGUGGGUGGCGCUGCAGAGCGUGUGGAACGCCGCAGGCAGCAGCAGCAACAACAGCAGCAGCCAUUGGGACGUCGCAAUCGUUCCCGGUCGCGUUCCCGUCAAGCCCAACCUGUGCGCUCUCGCUCUCAGAGUCGUGGACGUGAACGGUCUCAGAGUCGUCCCCGCUCACAGAGUCGCAAUCGUUUUGCUGGCGGUCGUAAUGCAGGUGGCCAACGCCGUGGUGGCGCAGCAGCAGCAGCAAGAUCGAGUUCGAGUGGACGCCGAGUCUCUGUCAAGCAGCGUCUGGGCGUACGUCCUGGCCAAGCAUCUGCAGGAUCAGCAGCUGUUGGCAAAGACAAUCGCCGUGUUCCACGUCGUGGAGCAAGUAAAUUGCGCGGUGUAGCCGGUGGACGUGUUGAGAAACGUCGGAACAGUUCGAACCAGGCCCAGAAGGGUGUAUCAGCCUCCCUAUCUGGACGUGGACGCCAACGGGGACGAUCUGCUGCUGCUGCUCCUGGGGCUGGCAACUCUGCUGCUGCCUCGACAUCCCGUCGCUCUCGUUCUAGAACUCGCGCUGCGGUUAAUGCUGGUUUGGCUACACCAACUAAUAGGCCAAUAGGUCGUGGCAAAGUGGCCAAUAAGGCUGCCAACAGAAACGGUAACAAGAAUAACAACAACAGCAAGAGGAACAAAAAUUCGGCGCUGGUUGGCAAGGCAAAACCGCGUCAGCAAGUGGCAGGUGCUGCUCGCCGCGGACGCAGUCGUAGUCGUGCUAAUCGCAGUGAUUCAGGCAAGGCGCAGCCGGAAGUGAAGCGUGAAGAUCUGGAUAACGAACUUGACCAAUAUAUGUCCACCACAAAAUCAGAAAUGGACUACUUACUCAAGUAGAGAAUCGAAUAAAUUGAUGGCAUAAACCACCGGCGUAGGCAACUAAUACAACAAAUAUCCGUAUAUCUCUUUAAUCUUUAAGUUAAUUAUAACUCCUAGUUACUGAUUAGCUUUAAGCAAUCGUGUUUAGUGUUUUUUUCCUGUAUAUAAUAACAUGACAUCCAAUCCAAUCAAUUUAAUAUGAAUUGUCCCAUAAGUUAAUUUAUGAAUUUGAAUUUUGAUAUUGUCACCUGAGACAUCAGAUCGGCAUAGUAUAUUACCAUACGUGACAUUAUGUAAGUGCAUUUUCAAAUCUGAGUAAAUAUUUUGAAAUACA
Molecule: messenger RNA, 2103 nt
Organism: Drosophila willistoni
Lineage: Eukaryota; Metazoa; Arthropoda; Insecta; Diptera; Drosophilidae
Product: serine/arginine repetitive matrix protein 2
Exons: 6
Coding region: 462-1787 (441 amino acids)
Source: RefSeq, a predicted model, not a curated record